AGGGAAAAUUACGGUUCCAAAUUUGACCAAUUGGAAGACUGAGGGGCAGGGAAAUACGGGAACCGAGAGGCGGAGAAAUUCAACCAUUUUCAGAGCUGCUCCGCAGACGAAUAAACGAAAGAUGUUACGUUAAGUCUAGACACUGGAGUGAUCAAAAGCACAAUGUUUGAACGCAGAACCAUUGCUGUUGAUGAUGAGUACCCAGAAGGAGUCUUCCAUUGCCGCUUUGCCCGGUUGGGAGUUGUGGAUCUACUGGAUCCUGUCCAUGGGGUCUCAUCUGUACUCCUUUUACCACCUGCACAGAUUCUCAAAAGAGUACGAAGGAGGCCUGGACCGAGAAUUUGAAUUGCAGGAAGGAUUUCUCAUUCCAGGAUAUAAAAAGGACCCCACUGACUUUGAGUGGAGUUUCUGGAAUGAAUGGGCCAGGAAGUGUUUACUCUGGAGUUUCCUGGGCCAUGCGGUCAUCUCGAGACUGGCGAGCAUCUUUAUUCCUCGGGGGCGGGUGGCGGUGCUGACGGUGUACGGCCUGCUGGUGGCCUGGGCGGAGCUGGGCUCCCUGGGCGUGGGCGUGGUCUUCCUGCACACCUGCUUGUUCUUUGGCGUGGCUCACCUGCGCAGACCCGCCCUCACCUGGGUCUGUGCGCUGCUGCUGCUCGCCACCCUGUACCUGGGCAGCCUGGAGGAGCUGCAGAGGAGCUGGUUCGAGACGGAGGCGGAGUACUACCUGCUGUACUGCGCCAUCGCGGUCUGCUGUCUGCGCUCCAUCAGCUUCAGCCUGGAGCACGCCUGGCGCCCCCUGGAGGCUGGAGGACUCGCGCGCUUUGGCUGGCUGACCGCCUACACCUUCUACCACCCCCUGUUCUACAACGGGCCUGUCGUCUGCUUCCGGGACUUCACUCGGCAGAUGCAGAGUCCGUGUGGGAGCGUUCCCAGGCUGGACGUCCCGUCCCUGCUGGUCAGCGCCGCCCGUAUCUGUGCCUGGUGGGGCCUGGCCGAGCUCAUGAUCCACCUGAUGUACACACACGCCAUCGCCGGCUACGAGGCCUACCUGCACUUCCUCCCGCCCUGGGCCCUCGGUGGGCUGGCCCUGGCUCUGGUGCAGUUCUUCUAUGUGAAGUACCUGGUGCUGUUCGGGCUGCCCUCCCUGCUGGCUCGGCUGGAUGGGCUGAGCCCCCCCCGACUCCCCCGCUGUGUCAGCAUCAUGUACAGCUUCACCGGGAUGUGGAGGCACUUUGAUGUGGGGCUGUACCACUGGCUGGUGAGGUACAUCUACAUUCCGGCUGGCGGAUCGCGGCACGGGCCGCUGUGGAAGAUGCUCUCCACCGCCCUGGCGUUCUGCUUCGUCUGCUACUGGCACGGCGGCCAUGGCUACCUGAGGAACUGGGCCCUGAUGAACUGGCUGGGGGUGAUGGUGGAGAACGGGCUCAAGGUCUCGCUCCGCUCCCCCCGCGUCUACCCCGCCAUCGAGCGCUGCCUCUCCCCGGCCAUGAGGAGGCGCUGUCUGGCUUUUCUCUCGGCUUUCUCCACCGCCAUGCUCAUCCUGUCCAACAUGGUCUUCCUGGGAGGAAAUCAUCUCGGCAGAAUCUUCUGGAAACGAGUUUUCGUCCAAGGCUGGUCCACUGUUGCCGUGCCGAUACUCAUCUUCCUGUACAGCUUCGCUCAGAUUGGUCUGGAGCAGGACAGGAAGGAGCAGCUGUCUGCGCGGGACAGACCCGGAUAGCCUCGUCUGUGAGACGAUCGCAUCAGCAGCUCUGCCACACCCCACCGGGCCACUUUCACUGGAAUGAAAGACCAGCGUUCAGCUCUGGAAUAACCCUGCUGACCUCUGGAAUGAAAGACCAGCGUUCAGCUCUGGAAUAACCCUGCUGACCUCUGGAAUGAAAGACCAGCGUUCAGCUCUGGAAUAACCCUGCUGACCUCUGGAAUGAAAGACCAGCGUUCAGCUCUGGAAUAACCCUGCUGACCUCUAGAAUGAAAGACCAGCGUUCAGCUCUGGAAUAACCCUGCUGACCUCUGGAAUGAAAGACCAGCGUUCAGCUCUGGAAUAACCCUGCUGACCUCUGGAAUGAAAGACCAGCGUUCAGCUCUGGAAUAACCCUGCUGACCUCUGGAAUGAAAGACCAGCGUUCAGCUCUGGAAUAACCCUGCUGACCUCGGCGCCUUUUAAACGCUCCGUUCUGUUGGUGGGAAAGCGGUGGGAGACCAGAACAAACCCAAAUGUGCCCAUGUAUAAAAUAGUUUAUUAUUAUAAAUAAUAUUUUACAUGUCUUUACAAAUACUCUUUAUUUGUGCUUACAGUAGUUAAAAGUUUUCAAUACAGGAAAUAUAAUAAUACAAUACCGUGUGCAUAAGUCACGCAGUGUCCACAUAUUUAUUAUUUAUAUUUAAUUAUUUUUCCCUUUCUUCUUAAUAUGACAUUCCAAAACGGUAAAUACUUUACUACCUGGCAGCAUCGAAGGCUGACCACAAAAAUAGUUCCUAAUAGUUUGUCUUUAUUGUUCAUGCUCAAAGAAACGUAUUACAAGUGCAACGUAAAAAUCAAGUCAAAGGUUUUUGGUGCUUGACAAUGGACAGGUAAGGUCAAAGGUCACGGCCAAAAGCCGGCAAAUACGCUUGCAAUGCUCAUGCAUGGAGACUACUGAAUCUACUGUUACUUCUGUGACAU
This is a messenger RNA of Anguilla anguilla (European eel), 2665 nucleotides long. RefSeq names its product hedgehog acyltransferase (gene hhat). The coding region runs from base 191 to 1720 and encodes 509 amino acids. Gene Ontology annotation, biological process: protein palmitoylation. Gene Ontology annotation, molecular function: palmitoyltransferase activity. The record is from RefSeq and is a predicted model, not a curated record. Lineage: Eukaryota; Metazoa; Chordata; Actinopteri; Anguilliformes; Anguillidae. Gene Ontology annotation, cellular component: endoplasmic reticulum. The transcript has 13 exons.